GGAACCCGGAGGAGGAAGAGUACUACGUUGGCCUCGACGGCAUUCCGAAUCCCGUCACGCAGCCAUGAAGUUCGGCAAGCGGAUGCGGUGUCUUGCGUCGCCCGAGUGGGAGGGCGGGUACGUGGACUACAAAGGUCUCAAGCAGCUGGUCAAGACUGGUACUGGCAGUGAUGCCGACCGGACCAUUGCGUUUCAUCAAGCCCUGCUGCGCGAGAUGUCCAAAGUGAACGCGUCCUUCUUUUGGAUCCUUGACGAUCUCACACGGCAGCACGAAGACAACAAUUCGCUGCUUACAACACUUCCCCCUUCCCCCACAUCGUCCUCGUCGAUCGUCGAGCAGCAGGAGUGGGCAGCAUCUCUCCAGUACCAACUCGAGCGAGUGCUGCAUCUGUCGAGCCGAGUUGACGCUCUUCGGCGCUUCGUCGUGAUCAACUACCUCGCCGUUGUGAAAAUCGCCAAGAAAUUUGAAAAGACUACCGCCUCGCACGCGACUCGAUCGAUCGACGUCGCUGGCGACCUCCUGCUUCAGCCAUUCUACGCCGGCAGCUACGUGGAUCACCUGUACUCGCAGACUGCCUCCGUUCUCGACAGCCUGGUCCAGGCACUCGUGGCACCCGUUCUGCUGCCGUCGCUCGACGCGUCGUGCCCCAUCUGCCUCUACCCGCACACAAGCCCCGUCACGUUGGGGUGCCACCACACGUUCUGCUGGUCAUGCCUCGCCAAAGCAGCCGCCCACCACAUCCACGCGUGCCCGCUCUGCCGCGAAGUGCAGAGCAUCGAUCCGCGCGACUACGAAAUCGAUGGGCUUGUCAAGCGUUUUGGCAACCUGUUCACGCAACUCCAAUUCGAGCUGUCGUCCCAACCGACCGAGCUGUCCGCGAUCGCCAUGCCGCGCAUGUCGUCGCCGUUUGUGUCACCGCCGUCUCCACGACCUCGGGCGGCAUCAUUGCCACCUGCUACCGCCCACGCCGUCUUGGCACAUGCAAAACAAGUUGCUGACAACCUCCUCGCCGCCGUUCGACGUCAGUACGCGAUGGCCCCUCCAUCGUCGACCACCGUUUGGUCCAGCCGACGAAACUCUGCUUCGUCGUCGUCUCCCAUGGUGCUGGACCCGUCCGAGUCGCAUCCGGCAGUCGCAAAGGAUGGCAGCACCCAAAUGGUUUGGCCCCGAGUCAUCUCGAUUGCAUCCCCUGCGGUUGCCUUGGCUUGGAUGGAUGACGUCGUCGAUCGUUCGGGCUGCCACAUGCUCGCAUUGAACGUGUACCUCAGCGGCAGCGGCGACAUUGUCGCCCAUAGCGGCGCACUUGUCCCGGCUGUCACCCAACACCAUGGCGAGGACGUUUUCCUAUCGGAAGUCUCGACCGACGAGCUAGCGCAUCGCUACAACAUUUGGACGCUCCACCACGUCCUCACACAGCUCCGGCAGACCAGCAACCCGAUGGCCAUCCUCUUGGCAGUUUGCCACGACGAUGUGAUCCCGCCCCUCAUGGCGCUGCUUGCUUCGUCAUGCCAUUGCCUGGACAACGGCGACCGCAGCGCAUUCUCGUGGACGUCCUCGAUGUUGUACCUUGCGUCGGGAAACCACUAUCAACUCUUGGCCAUGCACGGCCACCGCAGGUCUCUCCCGACGCUCUCCGAUAUGCACACCGUCGCGCUCAUGGGCCAGUCGAUUCCUCUCGGGUAUUGCAGAGAUCUGGAGCAGCUGCACGUAUCGCACGUGUGUGUGGACGCGGCGGUCGUGACGGCCGCCUUUGCCGCCGACGCCCAUCGACGUGGCCUUCGCGUGUUUGUGAGCAACGUUGACAGCGCCCGCGUCGCUUGGAAUGUGCUGGAAGACAUGGGCGGCAUCGUCGAUGGCAUGGUGUCGCAGCGCCCGGAGAUGCUCGGGACGACGCUUGUGCAGCACGCUCUGGCGCAAGACCGCCGGGGUGGUGCGUCGACUGGAGUCCUUGCCACGUUUCCCACAUCGACUGCAAUCACGGACGCAUCUCCGCGCGGAAGUUUGCAAAUGGACUCGUGCGACGGACGACGCUCGGGGGCCCUUCACCCGAACUCGUUUGGCGUCGCCGCCACAAGCUUGGACAAACGACGCGAUGACGAAGAGGCAGGGCAGCAGUCGCAUGUGUUUGCCGCCGGGGAUCCCGUUGAGAUUGCAGUCGAAGGCGCGUGGUAUGCAGGAGUUAUACUCGAAGCGCAAUCGUCGGGACGAGAAGCUGCGUCGAUGUCGUACUCGGUGCUGUGGUGGCGAAGCGACAACUCGCAGCGCCGAUCAACCAAAGUGGCCCCUGCCGCCUUGCGAGUCCCGAGUCCACAGUACCAACCGAGUUACCUAGGCCUGGGCAUCGAUGCUGCAUACGGCGCGCUCAAGGCCGCGAUCGCAUGGGCGUCCCUUCCGUUCACAACCACUUCGACCGGCUAGAUCAUGUUUCUGCGAGUCGUUUUGGGUGGUGUCCGAUGCCCGCGCGAAUCAACCUAGCGCGGGCGAGAUCGUCGCCAUAUCCAGUCACGAAGAUCGAGCCGUGCAGACGUUGUUGCGUACACAAAUUUCGUGCCGAUUGUAUUUCCAGCGCCAGUGGCUCGGUGCGUACACAGAAAUGGCUGGAACCGCAUGUGGUCGACAAAGCAACAGCGCGGAUGUUACGCGUCCUUGUGGUACACGACGUAGUCGACGAGCUUGACUUGGGACCGAUCGUCCGUGUUGAACUUUCGAUCGAAUGUUUCUUCUUCCAUGUCAAAGCGCAGAAUGUUAUCGACGCGACUCAUCUUGGGCUUCCAGUAGCUUGGCACUUUCCACUCGUAUGAUGGCGACACCUUCUCAGCUUGGGUCGCCCCGCUCCAGUCCGGGUCCCUGACUCAACCGACCACCCAUGAGACGACGGCACAUCACACGGACCAACGACACGUGUACCGAAUCCACUUGGUCGGCAUCUUGUCCACACCAAGCGCAAAGAUCUCCAAAUCCCCGUUCGACUUGAUGUGUAGCCGAAGAAAGUUUUUGUAACUCGCGACGCGCAACGCAGAAAACGCUUCAUUGUAAUGGCUGUGAAACACAUUCACGGCCAAGUACAAGUACACUCCAACGAUCACCCCCGACAACGGCGUCGCCUACCACAAGAAGCGCAAAUGACCGCACCGCGCGCACACGGUCCCACGUACCGCGACCCAAAAGUACAAAAAGACUGAACAGUAAUAUGCCAACACUUCGCUGCGCGUGAGCGAGUCGAACCCGGCUUGGCAAAUCUACACAAGCAUGCA
Aphanomyces invadans is the source of this 3255-nucleotide messenger RNA. RefSeq lists its product as hypothetical. Gene Ontology annotation, biological process: lipid metabolic process. The record is from RefSeq and is a predicted model, not a curated record. Gene Ontology annotation, molecular function: phosphoric diester hydrolase activity. Bases 65 to 2419 code for a protein of 784 amino acids. Lineage: Eukaryota; Oomycota; Saprolegniomycetes; Saprolegniales; Verrucalvaceae. The transcript has a single exon.